Sclerotinia trifoliorum is the source of this 2029-nucleotide messenger RNA. The record is from the annotation of a GenBank genome assembly. Lineage: Eukaryota; Fungi; Ascomycota; Leotiomycetes; Helotiales; Sclerotiniaceae.
UACUCGUUUAUCUCCGCCAAAAUUGGAGCGGAGGGAUACAUUCUGAUCAUGGGAGUUCGUCAUCCGGGGACUGAGAAGAUGUUCUUGCCUUUAUUACAAUGUUGAAUAUUGGGAAACGUCGAUUGAUUUUCGGAGACGGCACAGUUAGCUUGAAAUCGUUUGUUGGUUGUGCUAUGGAUUUGUGUGAUGGCAUUGAAUGGGGAAGGUACGAUGGGUUCAUUUGUACGCUUUUGAUCAACGAUAUCUACCUUGAUGGAUCAGAAACAAACUCAAUUAAAUGAUGGAGGGGUAUAAAGUGUUGCUGUUCCCUUGAUUUUGGUCUUGGAAUUUUCUUCUCACCACACACAUACACUGAGCUUUUACUUCUUUUCGCUCCUCGCUUUUUAUACAGUACUGCACUACUGCUAUAUAUCACAACACAAUACAACACAUUCGCUGCUUACAAUCCAUUUGAAUCUCAAUUUAUUUCUCACUCUCAAUUCAAUUCAAUUCAAUAUCCUCAAUCACAAUCAAUCUUUCACCUCACUAGUUUACACACUUCACCAGAAUCUCACAUAUUCAACCGCAAAAAUGCACAACAAACUCCUCCUAACAACCUUCGUCCUCCUCCCAACCCUCUACGCAGCCCCAGCACCUGCCUCAGGUACAGAAAAUUAUUCUCCUAACUAUUCUCCUCCAUCUGUCUCCGUCCCGUCGCUUCCUUUCCCCUCCGCUCCAAGUAUUCCAACCACUGGAGGAAGUGGUGGCGGCGCUCUUGCGGGACUAGGUAAUCUUGGGGGCCUUUUGGGUGGGCUUCUUGGUGGACUUGGUGGUGGUGGUGGUGCUGCUGCUGCUCCUUCUGUGCCAGUCCCUGCUGCGCCAAGUGCACCGGCGUUGCCUUCUAGUAGCUAUACUCCUGCACCUGUUCCUCAAGCUUCGGCUACGCUUCCAGCUAUUGGUGGUGGUAGUGGAGGUGGAUUGUCAAUUGGUGGUGCUGCAUCAGCUUCGGCUACACUUCCGGCUGUAUCUGCCACGCUUCCAGAUGUUGGAGGUGGCUCAGGAUCGGGCUCGGGAUAUAAUGGUGGUGGAAAUGGUGGAAGUGGACCUGGCGUAUCUGCUUCGGUUCCAGGCGGUCCAGGUAUUUCGGCUGGUGUGGGAACUUCGGAUGGAGUCACUGCUACGCUUCCUGGUAUUACCGUUUCUGUAACUCAACCUGGUGGACCAGCUCUUCCUACUUCUGUAGAUGGUGGCUCAGGUGGUCCUGCCGGAUCUGUUUCUGCUGCUUGUCUAGCUAAGGAUUUAUCGACAUAUUCGUUGGUGAUUGCUACAAACAUUCCUCAAACAACUACUAUCAUCUCGCAUUUCACGAUUCCAAUUGUUCAAACUAUUUCCACGCAUGUUGUGCAGGCUAUUUAUCAAACCAUUACCGUCCCUACUACUGUUUUGAAGACUAUUCAAAGCACUGGAACUACUACGAUUGUUGCCACUUCUAUCAGUACUAGUGAGUUUUCCCCUCCCCUUUUCCUUCCUGUCCUGUUCUAGUAUGGAGAUCUUGAAUUAAUAUGCGAGAUUAGGUCUUCAAACCUCUCUUACUGCUAUUUGUCAAGGUGGUGGUAUUGAUCCAGCCCCAACUUUUCCAGGUGGUUCCAGUGCCAAUGGUGCUGCGAGCUCAAGUGCACCAGGUGCUACGGUUAGUGUUGGACUACCAGGUGGUGGUAGUGGAGGCAGUGGAAGUGGAGGAAGUGGAGAUGGAGGAAAUGGUGGUGGAUAUUACUCAAGGAUCUGAAUUGGUUGACGAGUGACAAGUUUAAGUAUAUGGGAUGGGAUAUUAUGGGUUCAGAUUGCUCUAAUUUUGACGUCGGAUUUUAUGUUGCACAAGUUGCUAUUGUCAUUUUGGGGUCCUAGAGGAGGAUACUUUGAAAGAGUUAUGGGGGAAAAUACAUUUGUGACAGGAGCUGAGAGGGCUUCUUCUGGUGGAUAGUAUAAAUUGAUUGAAAUUCAUCACAUUUAAUGGAUUUGAGGUGUGAAUGGUUUCAAAGUUGGCGAAAAA